UCUCCUUUGAUGAAGGCGGUACGAGCGGGGAUGACAACCAACCGAGCUCCAUCCCUGCCACCAUCAUCCUCCUCACCAUGCAUCCGCAAAAUGGCACCCGCGGCCGGCGAUGAACCGCCGCCACCAGCUGUAGAAGAAGCGGAAGCGGCCGCCACGCCGGCGAUGCGGACACUCGGCCGGAUUACGACGACGACGACGACGACCGCCGUGUGAGCGAGGCCGCUCUCCUCGCCAAGAUGGUCCGCGCGGCCCGCGCCUUGGGUCUAAUCAUCCUGUGCGUGGCGGUGCUCAUCCUGUCGCUCAUCAGCUACGUGUCCCUGCGGAAGGACAGCCUCUUCGGGACGCCCGUCGGGGGGCCCCGGAUCAUGUUCCACGCGGGCUUCCGAUCGCAGUUCGCCAUGAAUUUCUUGGACCCUUCUUUCAUCCCGCUGACCAACGCCCUGAACGAGGAGCUACAGGGGAAGCCGCCCAAGUGGAAAUUCAACAAGACUGCCUUCUUCCAGCAGAGGAAGGACAUCUUCAACUUCAUCGACAUUCCGCACAACUUCUCUCUGACCAAAAGCAGCGUCCGCGUGGGCCAGCUGAUGCACUUCGACUACUCCAGCCACAAGUACGUCUUCUCCAUCAGCAACAACUUCAAGUCCCUGCUACCCGACGCCUCGCCCAUCCUGGACAAACACUAUGGCACCUGCGCCGUGGUGGGCAACAGCGGCAUCCUGACGGGCAGCCAGUGCGGCUCCGAGAUCGACCGCGCCGACUUUGUCUUUCGCUGCAACUUCGCCCCGACCGAGGUGUAUGCCAAAGACGUGGGUCGCAAGACUAACCUGACCACCUUCAACCCCAGCAUCCUGGAAAGGUACUACAACAACCUGCUGACCAUCCAGGAUCGAAACAACUUCUUCCUGCACCUGAAGAAGCUGGAGGGCGCCAUCCUGUGGAUCCCGGCCUUCUUCUUGCAUACGUCGGCUACCGUCACGCGCACCCUGGUGGACUUCUUUGUGGAGCACAAGGGCCAGCUCAAGGUGGAGCUGGCCUGGCCCGGAAACAUCAUGCACAACGUCAACAAAUACUGGAAGACAAAGAACCUUUCCCCCAAGCGCCUGAGCACUGGCAUUCUCAUGUACACGCUGGCGUCAGCCAUGUGUGAUGAGAUCCACCUGUACGGUUUCUGGCCCUUCGGCUGGGACCCCAACACGGGCAAGGACCUGCCCUACCACUACUACGACAAGAAGGGUACCAAGUUCACUACAAAAUGGCAGGAGACCCACCAGCUACCCAGCGAGUUCAAGCUGCUUUACCGGCUGCACCGCGACGGCGUCACCAAGCUCAGCCUGACGCAUUGCCCGUAGAUGAG
Molecule: messenger RNA, 1354 nt
Organism: Hippocampus zosterae (dwarf seahorse)
Lineage: Eukaryota; Metazoa; Chordata; Actinopteri; Syngnathiformes; Syngnathidae
Product: sia-alpha-2,3-Gal-beta-1,4-GlcNAc-R:alpha 2,8-sialyltransferase-like
Exons: 4
Coding region: 237-1349 (370 amino acids)
Biological process (GO): oligosaccharide metabolic process; N-glycan processing
Molecular function (GO): alpha-N-acetylneuraminate alpha-2,8-sialyltransferase activity
Source: RefSeq, a predicted model, not a curated record